Molecule: messenger RNA, 2225 nt
Organism: Uloborus diversus
Lineage: Eukaryota; Metazoa; Arthropoda; Arachnida; Araneae; Uloboridae
Product: kelch-like ECH-associated protein 1
Exons: 9
Coding region: 283-2067 (594 amino acids)
Molecular function (GO): protein binding
Source: RefSeq, a predicted model, not a curated record
AACUAUUAUAUUUUAAGUUAAGUACCUGAUAUUUCUUAAAUCUGUUAUUUUGAAGCUUUUAAAAAACAAGUUUAUCGGCUAUUGGUUCUUAGUCAUAUUGGUUUUACACAUCAGUGAAUUGGUAAUUGUCCUUACGAUGUUGAUGCGAACACCUACAUCUUAUCAAAUUAUCAGUAAAAAAAAUUUAGCGUACAAAAAUUGUAGUGUCAUUCCAUACAUUAUAAUAUUACUCAAUCCAUCAAGUAAGGACCCUUUGUUCUGAAGCCCCCCCCCCUCCAAAAAAUGGCAAAAAAGAGAGAACAUGUUCCAAAUCACCCACCGUGCUUCAGAUCUCGCUCAGUCGAAGAAGACAAGGAAGAUCUUUGUACGGAUGGGGCAAUGCGAUUCACCAUUUCUUCAUAUCCAAAGGAAGCAUUUGAGAUUAUGUCUCUUAUGCGGCAGCAUCAGAAACUUUGUGAUGUUGAGAUAAGAGUUAGUGAUGAAAUCUUUCAUGCUCAUAAAAUAGUAUUGGCAUCUGCUAGUCCAUAUUUCAAGGCAAUGUUUACAAGUGGUCUGAAAGAAUCUGAAAUGUCAAUUAUCAACAUUCAAGGCGUUUGUCCUUUAAGUAUGGCCAUUAUCAUACACUUUGCGUACACAGGGCAAGUAAAAAUUGAGGAGAAUAAUGUAUGUAACUUGUUACCGGCUGCAACUAUGUUCCAGGUAACUCACAUAAUAGAUUCCUGCUGCUCUUUUCUGGAGAACCAACUUGAUCCUAGUAACUGCAUAGGGAUAGCUGAUUUUGCACUACAGCAUGGAUGCAAUAAUUUGUACCAAACAGCCAAUCAAUUUAUUGAUCAACAUUUCUCACAGGUUUCUCAAGGAGAAGAAUUUCUUGCUCUGUCUGCUUGUCAAUUGGUGAUGUUGAUUAAACGCGAUGAGUUAAAUGUACGCAGUGAAAUGGAAGUUUUUAAUUCAGUUUUACGUUGGGUGAAACAUGAUAAGUCAAGAAGAUGUCCCAGGUUAUCGGACAUUUUGAAUGCUGUGAGGUGCCAUUUUUUAACUCCAAGGUUUUUGAAAGAACAAAUACAGAAAUGUGAAGUCCUCAAGAAUGAACCUCAAUGCUGUGACUACUUGAGCCGAAUCAUCCAAGACUUAACUGUCCGAAGAAAGUACAGUUGCCAUCAGCGAACUCCUAAAGUCCCAUAUGUCAUUUAUACAACCGGAGGCUACUUACAACAUUCGUUGAGUAACAUGGAAUGUUACAAUGCACAGGAAAAACAAUGGUUUUCUCUGGCUGAUUUACCAACUCCUCGAAGUGGACUUGGUGGUGCAUUCAUCGAAGGUAAAUUUUAUGCUGUUGGUGGAAGAAAUAACUGUCUCGAUGGUAAUCAGGAUUCUGACGGAGUAGACUGUUACGACCCAAUUACGAAUAAGUGGAAAUCUUGUUGUAAAAUGACAAUUGCUCGAAACAGAGUUGGUGUUGGGGUGUUAGAUGGACUGUUGUAUGCUGUUGGUGGUUCAAAAGCUACUGUUCAUCAUAACUCUGUGGAAAGAUAUGAUCCCAUAGAAGACAAAUGGUUCAGAGUUCAGAAUAUGUUAACUGCUAGAAUAGGUGUUGGUGUUGCAGUGGUUAAAAGACUUCUGUAUGCUGUUGGAGGGUAUGACGGAAAUAGCCGCCUGAACACUGUGGAGUGCUAUAAUCCGGAAAAAGAUUCAUGGACUUUAGUUGCUAGCAUGAAUACAAAUAGAAGUGGAGCUGGUGUUGUAGCUCUAGAUCAUUAUAUUUAUGCUGUUGGAGGAUAUGAUGGAGCAUUACAGUUAAAAACCGUGGAAAAGUAUAACACUGAAACCAAUGAGUGGGUGUAUGUUUCUUCCAUGUCUUCUCCUAGAAGUGCUCUCAGUGUAGCUGCUUUGGAUGGGAAAAUAUACGCCUUAGGAGGUUAUGAUGGCACCAACUUUCUAAAUACGGUAGAAGUAUAUGACCCAGAGGAAAAUGCGUGGGAGGAUGCUCCCAACAUGUCAUGUGGUCGCAGUGGGCAGGCUUCUGCGGUUUGGAGAGCACCGUGUCUUGCUCAUGGGAUUUCGUAGGUUCAGUUGUAAUCUUUUAGUUUAUCGUAAUAAGUUAAUAAUUCUGAAAAAUAAAAUGUUUUAUGAAUUUUCUUUCAAAUGUUCAAAUUUCUGGUUAAUUUCAAACAUUGAAAUUAUAUUUUUAAAUAAAAUAUUUAUUUUUUAAUAGAUAUUAAUUA